AUGCCAAACGAAACUGUGCUUCGGACCCUGAAGGCCAAUCUUCCUCUGCGAACGGAUUUAUAUAACUCGGUUGCUAACUCCGCCGUUUUGAAAGCCGUUAAGAAUAAGGAUGUCGAUUCGGUGGUGGAAAUCGGAAAGGUCCUUGGUCAUCAGCGUUUUCAUAUUCUUUAUCUCAUUGUCAUUCCUCGUCUUCUUUCGCUAGGACUUGGUCCAGGAGAAGUUCUGGCCAAGUUCGAGGAUCCCUCGUUGAAAUCGUGUGCGGCUUUGGGUAUCGUUCUCAACGAACUUUGCGCUCUACCAAGCUUUCUGAAUCCUCCCGUGCCCGGUAGCAGCCUUGAAUGCGCGAAACAAUUCAUUGCCCAAUUCCAGAACGAGGGUCUCCUUCCCUUCACCUAUUACCUUUCCGUCAACAAUAGCUUUAUUCACCUUCUGCUACGAGGAUGCGUCAAACACGUUAUCCAAAGUAGAAACGACGGUAUCAUAGAUCAGACGAUGUUGGAUGUAUGGACGGGUGCUCUCUUAAACUGUUUUGCUCCUGAUCGUCACCCUUUACUCGCCAGUGCUCUACUUCGCUUUUGCGGUCAGGGCAUAGUAGGGGCGGCAGAUUCCACCGCCUCUCGUUUCGCUAGUCUUGAUGAUCAGGCG
Molecule: messenger RNA, 645 nt
Organism: Hydatigera taeniaeformis
Lineage: Eukaryota; Metazoa; Platyhelminthes; Cestoda; Cyclophyllidea; Taeniidae
Source: the annotation of a GenBank genome assembly